AUUGAUUGAAAGAAAGAUUUUUUAAACACUUUUGUCUAUAAUUUGCAUAAAUUAUUGAAAUAAAAAAAGCGAUUAAAAACAAUGUUUCGAUUAUUGGUUUUAAUAAUAAAUUCAUUUUAUAAGAAAACUUCAAAUCAAAGACUAAAUCAAAGACAAAAACGCAGUUAUCGUUCAAAUGGCAACAAUUCCCGACUAUUCUGACCACUUUCCCGUAUAUCACGACCAAAAACGUCGCUUUCUUUUCACAAACAAACAGUCGCCAAACUUGGCGCCAAUUAUUGUCUUCAAAAACGACAAAUUCGGACACAAACCUGCUUUCGAAGACUUUGGUCGUCAAUCGCGAACCGAUUCGUCUUUUUGGACGAAAAGAAAAGAUGGAAAAAGUGUUUUGUCUGUUCGUCAGAGUUUGAAAUUUGCGGUAAUUUUGUUAUGCGUUGGGAUUUGUUUGUAUCAAACGGUAGACAUCGUGAAGAAGUAUUUGUCUUUUCCAAUGGAUGUCAACGUCGAAGUCCAUGAAAUGCGUGUCUUAACACUUCCGGCGGUCACCAUCUGCAAUAACAAUGUAGUUCGAAAAAGUCUUCUUUUGGAACGAUUUCCAGAACUUCGCCACCAAAUCAACGCUUCGGAAAGAGUGGCCGAAGAGGUGGAAGAAAAGGCCGAAUAUUUGAUGGAAAAGACGGCUUUGAAUGAUAUGUUUGUCAUGACUUCGAAAUUGGAUUAUUUCGUGACUAAAAUGGAAUGCGAUUCUCAAUUUGAUCCAAAGACUCAAUCCAAACAAGACGUGUUGUGUGAGCACCGGUCGGUGUUGACGUCUCUUCAGAAAUACGGCGUUUGUUUUACUUAUUUCCAUCGAAUGGCAGAAGCCGUGAAGCGUCGGAACCGCGAUUGCGAACUCUUAAACAAUUGUUCGCCAAAACAGUCGAUGUUUGACACGAAUGAAAUCAUGAAAUUCGAAAUCGAUUUCGAACCAAACGAAUACACGACAACCGAACUUCCGGUUUCGGGAAGAAUUCAAAUUCACGACAACACGGAAAUCGGGAAUUCCUUGUCUAACGUCUACUCCAUUGAACCCGGAUUCUACUAUCAGUUCUAUAUUCGCCGUCAAUCAACACAAAUGUUACCAAGUCCAUUUCAGACCAAUUGUCUCAAUUAUGAACAACAAAAUGGACACAAAUUGAAUCAAACAAAAGACUUUGCGGCCUUUCCUUUGUCGCGAAAACAAUGCGCCAAUACUUGCGUUUCCACCUUUUCGACCGAGAAAUGCAUUUGUUGGCCACCAGAACUGCCGUAUUUCCACAACACCAGUCUCGACCCGAAACGCAAGUUGCGUUGGUGUGAAUGGCGUUUUAAGCCGGCGGUCGAACUCUACGGUUCUUGCAGAAACAAAGACGAACGAAUGAAAUGCGAAACCAAUUGUCAACCCAACUGUUGGACCGAUAAUUACGAAGUUUCCGUUCAGAAGCUGUCCUUUCAGUUCUCCGGAAGCGAAUGGCAAUCCGAAGACUUGUCCACAAAAGCCAUGAUAUCUGUUCGUUACGGAACAACAGAACACACUCUUUACAAGUAUUCUCCUUUGUUUGCCAUUCUUGACAUGAUUUGUUACGUCGGAGGAUUGGUUUCAAUGUAUACCGGCGUCAGUCUAAUAGCUGUUUACGAGUUUUCGGUUCUUAUUCUUAUUUAUACCAAAAACAAAACCUUUUAAUUCAAUUCAAUUCGACUUUCGGUCCGUUUUUCCGAUUUCAUCAAUAAAUUAUGUUUUUCUCAAAUCAAAGUCUAUUUUUAGUUCAAAAUG
Molecule: messenger RNA, 1792 nt
Organism: Oppia nitens
Lineage: Eukaryota; Metazoa; Arthropoda; Arachnida; Sarcoptiformes; Oppiidae
Product: acid-sensing ion channel 1A-like
Exons: 4
Coding region: 176-1702 (508 amino acids)
Biological process (GO): sodium ion transmembrane transport
Cellular component (GO): membrane
Molecular function (GO): ligand-gated sodium channel activity
Source: RefSeq, a predicted model, not a curated record